AUGAAGAACUUCAUAGACCUAGUUCCCGACCCUCAUGACGAAGUUUCGCAAAAGGUGAUCAACCUUCGGCAGCGUUUUCGCUCUAACAGACGCACAAUAACCACGUCGGUCCACCAAUAUUCGCGGCAGGAGAACAAUGUAAUUCAGCAGCACAAAAGACGUUCAGUAUACCAAGAUAACAGUCCAUCGAUCGAUCUGCAAGGGCGUAGCCUUUUUACGCGAAGCCGAGUUGCUCUCGAUGUUCGAAGUUACGGGUGGAAGUUCGUCAGAGCUGAUCAGACGUUAUGUGAUGUUGAUCCUCAGAAGUAUCUUUACGAAUUGAUUCGAGGUAAACAUCUGUCGGAUUCGGCAAUUCAGGCUGAGAAGGAGCAUUAUUUGCAGCAAUCGCUGGUACUGCAGCAGAACAAGUUUUCCGUAACUACGAAAAGUUUGGAUUCUUUUGACUAUAACUACGUCCAGUCAGUUGCGAAAUCUCUGAACCGAACGAAGAUCAAGGGACCUAUGGUAGUGAAAGCAUUCUUCGGACAGACGCGAUUCCAGAUAAACAGCCUCGACACCAAUCGUGAAUUCCGCUUGAGCGAGCUGCCUAAUUUAAAAUCGAGCUGGUCAAACGUCUGCAAUGAUAAAGAUCCUACCAUACGCGCACUUGUUGGUGAGCUGAAUGGUGGUGGAGCGUCGGAAAUCACUACACUAAGACUAGCCGUUCGCUGCUGCUUAACAACACAAAAUGGCCCUCGAUAUGCAAAGAUUUCGUUCCUUCGGAAAGAAGGUAAAUGGGUUUACGAGAGGGCCUGCGCUUUGAUAAGUAAAUAUGGGUGCCACGAUAUAUUCUUGAGAAAUCACACCUGCUUCCGCGUGAAGAUUUUCUCUCACGUAUCAACGCCGGGCAAAACCUGGUGGAGCACAAUUCACAAGUCGUUUUGCUUUCAUGAGGCCAGCGAUGGAGACCCGUUCGCCACAAAAGUCACGCUAGAAGCGUGUCCACGCGAAAACGUUCGAAUUGAUAAUGUCAGUAUAAAGGAAACAAGUGGCACGGUAAAGUUUCGUGGGCUAUACUUCCAGCUAUCGAAGAAGCAAGACAGUAUUUCGCUGCAAGCGGCACCACCUCGAAACAAGCUUCAGAAGAAGCGAGCGGGUGACUGCUUCGAGUUUUUGGUGACGAGGCUAGUACAAAUUCUGGAUAAUGCCUAA
Molecule: messenger RNA, 1191 nt
Organism: Phytophthora nicotianae INRA-310
Lineage: Eukaryota; Oomycota; Peronosporomycetes; Peronosporales; Peronosporaceae
Exons: 1
Coding region: 1-1191 (396 amino acids)
Source: RefSeq, a predicted model, not a curated record